Molecule: messenger RNA, 1441 nt
Organism: Esox lucius (northern pike)
Lineage: Eukaryota; Metazoa; Chordata; Actinopteri; Esociformes; Esocidae
Product: protein phosphatase 1 regulatory subunit 1C
Exons: 6
Coding region: 218-541 (107 amino acids)
Biological process (GO): intracellular signal transduction
Cellular component (GO): cytoplasm
Molecular function (GO): protein phosphatase inhibitor activity
Source: RefSeq, a predicted model, not a curated record
UGGGCUGACGGUCAUACUCAGAGCUGUGAGGGCUACCCACACAUUCUGGUGGAUCAGAGGUCACCUUAUUAAGAUUCAGUCUUUUUUUAAAAGCAUUUCUUCAUUUUUCUUUUCACUUUUAUUGAAAUAACAUACGGAAACGUAGGAGGUUAGAAGAACACAUAGUGAGGAAAGUGGAAUCUAGAAUUUCAACUUUCCCAGAGAAUUAUACAUCACUAUGGAGCCCAACAGUCCCAAGAAGAUCCAAUUUGAUGUGCCACCCUUUCAAAGUCAGUUGGACCCUCAGGCUGCUGAGCACAUUCGUAGGAGAAGACCUACCCCUGCAACACUGGUCAUCUACCAUGAGUCUUCUUCUGGUGCAGAAGCAGAUGAAAUGCGAACAACAAGUAGCAGUAUGAGCGAUCUCAAGGAAAUAGAUGUUUCUCCAGCACAGAGGAAGCAGAGCACAUUCAUCCCACCCAGCAUGAAAGGGAAAAUAACAAAAAGCCAGAAGGCAUCUUCCUUACCUGAAGAGGAGGAGGUCACAAAUACCCAGCAUUGAGAUCAACAGCCGGGAAAUGGAUGCUUCUGCUUCCCAUUCACAGCCCAGAUGGAUGGAUGGUGAAAUGAGGACAAUAAAAACUAGCAUUUUCAGCUGAAAAAUGCAAUGUUCUCAUUCCGUACCUAAGUAGGAUAUGAUUUGUCAUUAUGGUUAUGUCUUUCCUGAGUUUUGCUUUGAUCUACACCUUGACAAGUUUGAAGAUGCUGUUGUUUAUUUGCUUAAGAAAAUGUAGUUUUUGUUUGUUCAAUCUGUUCUAUUCAACUGGUCUGAAAUCAAACAAAAAAAUCAAACAAUAAUGUAUUUUUUAUUUUUUAUGUAAGGAAAGCUAAACUGCCUUGAAACGUUCAUGUGCAUGCACACUGAAUGGCGGUGGAAUGGGAAAAGUUGAAGGUCUGGCUUAGCAUGCCUUUCAUUAUGGUCUUUAGAACAGCCUUGAGAGUGAAUCUGUGUCAGCCUCAGUGAUAAUUGCAUACGAGUUGUUAAACUAAACCAUCUGAAAUGUUUUUUAUGUCAAGGUAUCAAAUCAAUUAUGAUUUUGUGGUUACAAAAUUUAAAGUAAACUAAUUGUUAUGUUUGGAAAUUAUUUGAAUGUACUCCAAAUUAAGUAGUUUGGUUAGAGAAUUCCAAAUGGAACUUGGAAUCAGUUGAGAAAAUGUUUUAUAUAUACAAUAAAUAUUUGUUUGUAUUUGUAAAUUAUUAUGUUUAUCCACAGCUGAAAAGUGUUCUAAUAGUUUGCAACUUCUAAUACAGGUUUGGUUAUGAUAAAAUAAAGCAGUUGGCUUUGGAUCAUAUGUUUUAUUUAUAUACAUUUAGGCCUAUAUGAAAGUUUUUUUGCAACUUGAACUAAAUAGUACUUUUUAAAGUGUACAGUGCCUUGUGAAAAUAUUCACCCACCUUGGC